Odontomachus brunneus is the source of this 1928-nucleotide messenger RNA. It is a transcript of the gene Cdk9, whose product is annotated as cyclin-dependent kinase 9. Gene Ontology annotation, cellular component: nucleus. The record is from RefSeq and is a predicted model, not a curated record. Gene Ontology annotation, biological process: protein phosphorylation. Gene Ontology annotation, molecular function: cyclin-dependent protein serine/threonine kinase activity; ATP binding. The coding region runs from base 333 to 1496 and encodes 387 amino acids. The transcript has 10 exons. Lineage: Eukaryota; Metazoa; Arthropoda; Insecta; Hymenoptera; Formicidae.
GCCAUUUUGUACAACAUAUGUAGGCACACCCACAUGUAGUACGUCACAUUGAGCAUUCUUCCAUGGCUGUUCCUCUCGAUUAACGCACUCCAGGGCUGCGUUCGGAAAUACACACUAUGUGUACUACACUACUAGAUGAUAGCCGUUAAAAACGCAGCCCAGCUUGGUAGAAUAGGAAUUCCGGGUCAUAUGUAAGAAAAAGAAGAAGCUGUUAUGCGAGUACUAUUCACUACCGGUUGAUCCAUUGCAGACGGACCUUUAACGAUUCUGAUACUUGAGGAUUGUUAUAGAGUUCGAUUAAGUAGUUAAAAAAUAAUAUUUACAAAGUGACAAUGAAUACAAAGGAAAAAGAAAAGUAUAUUGAGGAAUUCGAAUUCCCGCAUUGUGAUGAAUCCUCAAAAUAUGAGAAAGUCGCUAAAAUUGGCCAAGGAACUUUUGGAGAAGUAUUUAAGGCCAGAGAUAAGAAAAACCCUAAGAAGUUUGUUGCAAUGAAAAAAGUACUGAUGGAUAAUGAAAAAGAAGGAUUUCCUAUUACAGCACUACGAGAGAUAAAGAUAUUACAAUUGUUGAAGCACGAAAAUGUCGUGAAUCUUAUAGAGAUUUGUAGGACACGAGCUACCCAGUAUAAUCGGUUUCGCUCAACUUUCUACCUAGUAUUUGAUUUCUGUGAGCACGAUUUAGCUGGCUUAUUAUCAAAUGUAAAUGUAAAAUUUAGUCUAGGAGAAAUUAAAAAAGUUAUGCAACAAUUAUUAAAUGGUCUUUACUACAUUCAUAGUAAUAAGAUUUUACAUAGAGAUAUGAAGGCUGCUAAUGUUUUAAUAACAAAAAAUGGUGUACUAAAGUUAGCUGAUUUUGGUUUGGCACGAGCGUACAGUUCUAAAAAUGGUCAUUCAAAUCGUUACACGAACAGAGUUGUCACUCUGUGGUACCGACCGCCAGAAUUACUUCUUGGUGAUAGAAAUUACGGACCGCCUGUAGAUUUAUGGGGCGCUGGCUGCAUCAUGGCUGAAAUGUGGACAAGAUCGCCCAUAAUGCAAGGGAAUACCGAGCAACAACAACUUAUAUUGAUUUCGCAGUUGUGCGGCUCGAUAACGACCGAAGUAUGGAAUGGCGUUGAAAGUUUAGAUUUAUUCAAUAAAAUGGAUCUUCCUAAAGGACAAAAGAGAAAGGUCAAAGAUAGAUUGAAGCCAUAUUUGAAGGAUCCAUACGCUUGCGACUUAUUGGAUAAACUCCUAAUUCUCGAUCCUCAUAAGAGAUGUGAUUCGGAUUCGGCGUUGAAUCACGAUUUCUUCUGGACUGAUCCGAUGCCAUGUGAUCUUAGCAAAAUGUUGGCGCAACACACUCAAAGUAUGUUUGAAUAUCUUGCACCUCCAAGAAGGCCAGGUCACAUGCGUCAUCCGCAUCAUCAAGUAGCCGCUGGAGCGACUAAACCCACCACUACUAUGGCAGAAAGUAAAAAAAAAAAGAUAGAAAAAGAUGCAACCGAUGAUGUUUAAUGACUAUUUAGAGGUUAUGUCAUUACCAUAAGAUUGGUAUAACUUCAAUGUAAUUAUCAAAUAUUUCAUAUUUGAGAGUAUUUUUCAAUCGUAAUUACAAACAAAUCAUGUGAGAUGGAUGAAGAGUUACUUGGCAAUACAUUGUCAUUUAUUAUACAUUUUUCAAUUGGAACAAAUGGAAGAGAGAAAUUUCAAAUCAAACAAGAAUUUUUAAUGAGACAUAUUCUUAAAUGAAUCUUUACUAAUGAUAAAUUUGCGUUAUUGUGCGUAAAUUUUCUUGAAGUUGCUUCAUGUUGCAUUUUUCGUUGAUUUUCUUCAAUUUACAUAUAUGUGAUCUCUUUAAAAAAAAAGAUAUAAAAUUAUAAAAGAAUAAAAAAAUUACAUUUGUAUUACUUUGAUUAGACUUAAAUAGGUAUGAUAUAUACAAUAUCA